Messenger RNA from Phlebotomus papatasi, 1292 nucleotides. It is a transcript of the gene Reg-2, whose product is annotated as rhythmically expressed gene 2 protein. The coding region runs from base 46 to 861 and encodes 271 amino acids. The transcript is spliced from 4 exons. The record is from RefSeq and is a predicted model, not a curated record. NCBI's taxonomy places the organism in Eukaryota, Metazoa, Arthropoda, Insecta, Diptera, Psychodidae.
AAAACUGCAUUAAAUUUCCCCCCUUUUUUUCUGCCCCUAAAAAAAAUGAGUCUAUCGCGAUUCCGUCUAAUCACAUUCGAUGUCACGGAUACCCUCCUGCAAUUUCGCACGAGUCCAGGAAAACAAUUUGGUGAGGUGGGUGAGAUGCUGGGACUUCUCGGUAGUGGCUCUGAUAAGAAGCAACUCAGUGCCAAGUACAAGGCCAAUUGGCACCGGAUGAACCAGGCACAUCCCAAUUUUGGCCUGAAGACAAACAUCGGCUGGGAAAACUGGUGGCGACAGUUGAUAAUUGGCUCAUUCCGUGAGACUGGCGCCCAGGAACCAGAGGAGAAAUUGAUGAGGAUUGCAGAUCAUGUGGUGGAUAUGUUCAAGACCAGCACUUCCUGGCAACAUUGCUAUGGAUCAGUGGAAUUCCUCAAUUACCUGAAGCUCAAGCAGCAAAUUGGCACAAAAGGCCCUAGAAUCAAGAAUGAGGGAGCCCCCUUCAAAAUAGGCAUCAUCUCGAACUUUGACCUUCGACUGGAGACCCUCCUGCGAAACAUGAAGCUCUUCCAGUACUUCGAUUUCGUUAUUAGCAGCUACGAAGCGGGCUGUACAAAGCCCGAUCCUGAGAUCUUCAUCAAAGCGAUGGAGGCUUCAAAGUUCCAAGACUUGCAGCCAGAUGAGUGUCUGCAUAUUGGUAAUACUCCAAGGCAUGACUACCUUGGAGCCAGGGGAGUUGGUUGGCGAAGUGCCCUGAUCAAUGAGAGGGAUGCCAAGGACCUGAAGGCCAAGUAUGGUCAGGAUAUCGAUGAGAAGCACGUCUUUCCCAGUCUCUAUGAGUUGCACAAGAAGAUCACGAGUGGCGAGUGCAAUUUAUAGAGAAGUGAAUGGCGCGGAACAAUCGAUACUCAUCUCAAUUCAUCCUCCACCCCCUUCGAAAAGACAUCCACAACAUCUCAGGUGCCAAUUUUUUUGCCUCAUUUUAUCUCUUACAAAAUAAGUUUAAUUACAGUUUGGAAAAGAAUAAUUGUGUGGGAAUAUAGAGCAAGAUAGAAAAAAAAGAAGAUCAAAGAUCAGGAAAAAGGGAAAAAAGUGGCUAUUUUACCGCACGAAGUAACUCUUCUAGGCUGGUGGCAUCGCGAAAUAGCGUCCCAAAUUGACUAUUGAGUCGCCAGGCGGCACCCUGAGCCUGUCCACUCCAGUUCCAGAAGAUCAUUCCUCUGCACAGAUCCCUGAGGCUGCGAACGGCCGAGUAAAUAUUCUGUAAAGAUGAGUGAGGAAAUAAAGGCGUCAAGUGCUGAAGAGAGAAA